This is a messenger RNA of Phalacrocorax carbo (great cormorant), 11990 nucleotides long. The record is from RefSeq and is a predicted model, not a curated record. NCBI's taxonomy places the organism in Eukaryota, Metazoa, Chordata, Aves, Suliformes, Phalacrocoracidae.
CCCCGCGCAGACGCGGACGGCGGGGCGCGCGCAGGUGGCGGGCGGCCCCGCUCCGCUGGGCUCGCCGCUGCCGCCGCCGCGGGCCGGCCUCCGCUGGGGCUAGCGCCUCACCGGCGGGGAGGGAGGGGAACCGGCGCCGGCCGGGUCGGGGCUGCUGCCGCCUCCUCCCACGUGAAGGGCCGUAGCCGCCCCGGGCGAGCGCCGCGGCCGGCCGAGGAGCCUCGAAGCGCGGCGGCUUCCCCUCCGCCUCCCCGCUCGGGGCCCGAACCGAGCCGUUCGCGGGCCCCGCGGGACGCCGCUGCCCCGCUCCCGCCCCCGCCGCUCCUGGGAGGCGUCCGGCGCCGCCCCCGUGCACGCUCCUCCCGGGGUGGGCGUGAGGAGGGCUCCGGCGGCUCCCCGCUCCCGGGCGUCCCGGCCCCGCUCGGCUGUGGAUGCGCCCGGGAGGAGCCGCCGAGCCCGCACAGCCCUUUCAGCCCGCGGCGGGGGGAACGACGCGGGGCGCCGCGAUGACUUGACGCCGGGCCGCGGCGUGCCGUGCCGUGCUAUGGAGGGGAUGACACGCUUCGUGGCGGCCGCGGCGCGGUGGCGGCCGGCGCUGCCCGCCCUGCUGCCGCUGCUGCUCGCCGUGCCGGCGCUGCGGGGCUCGCCCGCCGCAGAUGAGAGAUCCUUGGAGGAGCAAAAUUUUUCCUUUUUCCCAAUGGACUCAAAGGUGCACCAAAGCAUAUCAGGCAGCAGGACACAAAUGGCCUUAGCAAAAAGUACUUUGGAGUCCCAAGAAAGUAAUUUCCUUCAAACGGUUUUAUCAUCAGUUACCACUCCCUUUGAUGUGACUUUAUUUGACCAAGAAGAAAUGGUUAGGAUUUCAGAAGGGAGAAGUACGCCAUUGGUAGAUGUCCCCGUAACAAGCAAUGAGGCAUUCUUAAGUGAUGAUGAAUUUAUUAGCUCAUUUCCAAAGGCACAGUGGACUCCUCCACUGAAGUCUCUUGCAGUUUUAACAGAUCAUCACUCAGUUAAUACAGUAGAGCCAUCAGGAGAAACAUUAGAAACUGUGUUGCUAGCGCCUUCAUUUUCUGUCCUUUUUUCACCAUAUGAUAUCUCAAAAACAGCAGAGCAAAAGACUCCGUUGAGCGCUGUCCCCGAGCGCAGUGACACUCUUACAGAAUUGAAGCCUUUUGUACUAGGUAGUGAAAUGCUAACUGCAAGCAGAGACUUGCUGUUGUACCCUCCAAAUACAGCUAUUUAUUUUACUUCCAUUCCUUCAGAGGCGGGAAUCGCAGUGCGGGAAAAUAUAAAUGCAAGUUUAGCAGCUCUGCCUUUUGGGGCUGCUUCAGAAGGGUCGCCUCUUCAUCUCAAGCUGCUGGAUAAAAAUAGCCGUGUGACCCCAGAUGCCACAGCACAGAGUGCAGACCCAUAUGGUGACAUUUACGCCUAUGAGAGUAGCAGGGCAGCAGAAACUCUCAGUCCAAGGACCUACCCUGCUUCAGGCAUUCCCUGGGCCACGCCGGCUUCAGCAGCCAGUGCUGAGCCUGCUUUGUUUCCUGUUAGUCUUCCACUUGCGUCUUUCCUCCGUCACUCAGCUGCCAUUUCCACGGACUCUAAUACAGUUCUUAAUGCCAGCCUGUUUACACAUGAAUUCUCCAGUACAACACCAAAUUUGCCUGCCAGUUCAGAAAUACCAAGUCAAUCGGAGCUUGUUAGUGAGCUCAUGAGUCCAGUGCCUUUCACGAGAUCAUACAGUUCUUGUCUGUAUUGUGACUCAGUUUCACUUCUGCCAGAAGCAGGCUUUUCCCCAGAACAUGAUGUGGGCUCAGGCGAUUACCUUGAAACUUUGUCCAUCAAAGGCCCUGAAGUACAAGGCAUAACUCCAUUUACAACUAUAAUUACGGAUGGGUAUGAAUUAGAAGAGCCUACACCUGACAUUUUUGAUACUUCUUUUCCAUCAAGACCAGUUGUUUCAUUUUCUUCAGGAUUUGCAGAAAUGCCUAAUUCAGGCGUGUUUUUAUUAAGCAGCAUGGACACUGUCCUUAACAACAGAACACCUAUAAUAAUUUCUCCUUCUUACCAUCAGCUUCCUGGAGAAACAUCACUGAACAUCUCUGUUGCCCAGUUUUCCCUCCCUGUUCUGGAAACCGUUUCAUUGACACCGAGCACUCGUGUAGAACUUCCUGAUGCCACCACCGUUCUGUUUGACCCUACCUUCAUCCCGGGUGAGACGGUAGCAUCGUUUGCAGUCAGUCAUACAACUUUGCCAGAGUUACCGGAAUUAAUGCCAUCAGAAUCUGUGGUUUUGCUUCACAAGACAUCUACGAGGGAAGAACUGUCUUUAAAUAUUUCAGAUUUUCUAUCCAGUCUUCUAUCAACACCAUUUCCUACUGAACCUAGCUACUUAUCUUUAUCAUCAGCCAUGCUAAAUUCUUACUCUGUCAUGCAAAGUGAUUUAUCAACACUCUUACCUCAGACCCUGUUGACUGGGACAUCAGUACUUUCUGAGGAUGUUUCCAGCUGGGAGUUAGCUACCACUAUCAGCUCUGCCACUGAUGCCGAGGUUUCUCAGUUCCCUCUUGGCCAAACAUCAUACUUUUAUUCAAAUGCAUCCUCUGUUCCAGGUGCACAUGUUCCUGAAAUAACACUGUCAUCAGAUUUUUACUCUGAGUCAUCUGUGUUUCUGGAAGCACCCUCAGUAUUGCCAGCGGGCUCUGAAGUUGUGUUUACCUCAGCUGUUACAGGAGCUACCUCUCAGUUGGAGCCUUCACUCUCCACCUCUCACUCUGUGGUUCCUACCCUGGUGCUGCCCGCUUCUGACACCCAGUCUCUUACCAGCAGCAUCCUGCUCAAUGAAACAAAUCUGAUGUCUUCGUUAACUACCUUUCCGGCAACUCCUGUCUUAAAUAUAUCUUAUGUGCUCUCAACUGCCCUGGCUUCUGAUGAGGAUGUUGGUGCUACAGUUAACCCUACGCUGCUUUUAACAUCUCCCAGCGAGGGCAGUGCCCACACAGCCCUUCCUCCCACGGACCCUAACAACCUGACGUCACGUGCCGACACCAGCAGUGCAAUGCCCUUUCCUACAGCAUCUCUGUCUGUGACCGAGCCAUUCUCUUCCACGCAAUUCCCUCCAGGUUCUAGCUCUCCCACUGGAUAUGAAGUUCCAGCAGGAAGCAGUGUAACUGCUGGUACUGAUGCAUCAGCUGCUCCCACCACUGUCCCCACGACCACUGCCACCAGUGCCACGGGCGGCCACGGCACAACUGCUGCAGGCAGCCUGGGGACGUUCUCCUCCACCCCUCUGGCGACCACUACUCCAUCUGAACCUGUGGUCGUAACCUCUGCCGUGACCACUACCAGGCAACCCUACGUCUGCGACAUCACGGUUCCCGAUGCUUACUUAGUCACUGCGGUGCUGGCCCGAAGAGCUGUUCUACAAAAUGUCAGUGAAUCCAUCAGAGAAGUGCUCAGAAUUCAGUUCAGGCGAUCUGUAGAGCUAGAGGUUUAUAAAAUUUCCCCCAAAUUUGCUUUCUUGGUGACCUCAGGUCCUUUUGUUUACACGGCAGUAGCUGUCAUAAAUGUGCUUGUGAACAGCAGUCUUCUUCGUGGUGAGGCCCCCAUGAUCCUCUCCCUGCGUCCUUCUUUCACUGUGCCAGAUAACAGAUUCCAAGUUCAGACAGUGCUUCAGUUUGUGCCUCGGAGUGUGGAUGUUGGGUUCUGCAACUUUAGCCGGCGGAUUGAGAAAGGGCUGACAAUGGCAUUCAUGGAAGUGAGCAAACACCGGGAGUUCUACAACUUCACUGUGCAGAUACUGAAUAUAACUCUGAGCAGGCCUGGGGUAGCGUUUCGGCAAGGCCCCGUGAGCAUUGUUUUUGCUGUCCGAGAUAGAUACGGUUUUCUAAAUGGGUCCGAAGUCAGUGAGCAGCUAAGAAACUUGUCCGUGGUGGAAUUCAGCUUCUAUCUGGGCUUUCCUGUGCAGCAAAUUGCUGAACCCUUUCAUUAUCCUAAGCUUAAUGUGUCUCAGCUGAUGAAAUCUUCCUGGGUGAGAACAGUUCUCUUGGGUGUCGUCGACCAGCGAAUUCAGGAGGAAGUAUUUCAGGCUGAGAUGGAGCGGAAACUAGCUCACCUGUUAAACGAGGCUUUGGCCAGAGGGCGGAUAUGGAGACGAGCCAGCUUUGCAGGCAGCAACAUUGUGCAGAUUGUGAACGUGUCACGGUUAGUUGGUGUUGAUAACCCUGUGGAGCUGAUCUAUUUUGUGGAGGACCAAGAUGGAGAGAGACUCAGUGCUCUGAAGUGCUCAGACCUGAUGAACAGAGUUGAUAUCCAGCGGGCUGCAAUCAUCCUUGGAUACCGCAUUGAAGGCACCGUUGCACAGCCUGUGGAGAAGCUGAAGGAGUCCACCUCAGAGUCACAGAAUAGCAACCUAUGGAUCAUUGUUGGUGUGGCAGUCCCAGUUGCUGUGGUGCUCCUGAUCGUUAUUAUUUUAUACUGGAAACUUUGUCGAACAGACAAACUGGAGUUUCAGCCAGACACAAUGAGCAACAUUCAGCAGCGCCAGAAGCUACAAGCCCCCAGUGUGAAAGGCUUUGAUUUUGCUAAGCAGCAUCUGGGCCAGCACAAUAAAGAUGAUGUCCUGAUUAUCCAUGAGCCAGCUCCCUUACCGGGACCUAUUAAGGAUACUACCCCAUCUGAAAAUGGAGAUGUGCCCAGCCCCAAAUCCAAGACUUCCUCAAAGCCUUCAAAGACUGUUCGACACAGAGGGAGAGUUUCACCAUCAGAUGCUGACUCCACAGCAAGUGAACAAUCCAGUGGGAGAGAGACAGGAGAAGAAUCUGCAAGACCGUCAACUGUUGCAAACGAAGGCAAACCACGCAGAGCAGUGAAAAAGGGACCUCCUCAGACCAGCAGUGGAAAUGAGCAGCACUCUUCAGCCUCCAUCUUCGAACAUGUGGAUAGGAUGUCGCGUUCCUCAGAUGCCAGCAGACGGGUCCCAAGCAAGAUCCAGCUGAUUGCUAUGCAACCAAUGGCAGCACCUCCGGUUCAGAACUCGGUGCUUUCUGAUCGAGUAGCAGAGACCAACAAAAUUAAUAAAGAGAUACAAACAGCCCUGAGGCAUAAAUCUGAGAUUGAGCAUCACCGCAAUAAGAUUCGUCUUCGUGCCAAGCGCAAAGGGCACUAUGAAUUUCCAGUGGUGGAUGAUGUGGUGGUGGUUGACUCCAAAGAACAGCACAGAAUAUAUCGCAAGGCACAGAUGCAGAUUGACAAGAUCUUGGACCCUGGAGGCAGUGUGCCUACUGUCUUCAUAGAGCCCAGGAAGAGUUCUCGUGCAAAACGUUCUCCCAAGCAGCGCCGGCGACAUCAGAUAAAUGGUAGUCCCAUCGAUGCAGAAAAGGACAGAUUAAUCACAACUGACAGUGAUGGAACAUACAAAAGGCCCCCAGGAGUCAAUAACUCUGCAUAUAUUUCUGAUCCAGACUUGCCUCCUGAACCUCAGACAUCAUCUUCAGCUGAUGUGGGGAAGUUCCCUGGCUUGCCUUCCCACCCAGUCUCCCAGUACGUCCCACCGCAGCCAUCCAUCGAAGAAGCUCGGCAAACCAUGCACUCGCUGCUGGAUGAUGCUUUUGCGCUGGUGGCUCCCAGCAGCCAAGCAGCCAAUUCCACGGCCAUCACACCACCCGGGGUGUCUGCAGGACAGCCGGUAAACAACACUCCUGCUCGAGCAGGGAGGGGAACCACAUGCACCCAGUGGGGAUCACCUUAUGGUCCAACUCAGGCAGUAAACAACCCAUUUAACAGGUACGUGGAAUUUGGAAUGACUCCGCCAACAGCACCAGGUCUCCUACCAAGGCAGAACUUUGGGCCAGGUUUUCUUCAACCUGCAGAGUUAAUGCACCCAGACCAGCAGCCACCUGAGGCUCAGUAUUCCUCCAGAGGGUUAUACUCAGAAGAAAUGCCGUCAGUGGCACGACCACGACCAGUUGGAAGCACUGCAGGUUCUCAGAUACAGCACCUCACUCAGGUGGGAAUUGCUAGCAGGAUCGGAGGUCAACAAGUGGAGAUCCCCUCAGGCAGAGCAGGGCAUGGCCAGCCGGGGGGGCCAGGGUGGCCCCAGUACCGUGGAGAGGAUGAAUAUGCUAGGCGAGAUGCAAUGCAUAUGCAUGGACACCAAGAAUAUUCCUCCUCACCAGUAUUCCAGAUGCCGAGGACUUCAGCCAGGCAGCCUUCGGCACCCCCUGCUCAGCUUCCGCACAACAGCCUUCAGGGCCAGGGCCUUUGCUGCACCACCAGUUCCACUGAGGACCUCCAGCCAGGUCACUCUUCAGCCUCUCUUAUCAAAGCAAUUAGAGAAGAACUUCUACGACUUUCUCAGAAACAGACAACAGUGCAGAACUUCCAUAGUUGAUUUAGCAUUCCCUUGCAAAUCUGCCAGGUAUCUGCUUCCUAUGGAAGCAAAGACUUAGAGGAAAUCAGCAAUGUUGUUCUCUCGAAAGAAUGGACUUUCACAGCUCUGUUGACAGCACUCUGGAAAAAAUGAAAAAGGCAGCAAAAUGAGGAUGGUAAGGAGAGAUGGGGGACAAACAGGGAAAAUCAUCAGUGUCAUCACAAGUAAUAUUAAUUAAUCUGCUAAUAUUACGGUGCUCCUUUUCUCUCCCUACCCUCAUUCAGCCUAACAAAUAAAUAAAAACUUAGAUCAAGAAGUCAACACUCCAGCAACAAAGAAAUCACAGGAACAAACUCCAAGUAUGAUAGACUCCUUUUUCUAAGGAAGUAGGUGAAGGUUUGAAUAAACUGAGGUGACAUUUUGCAAGAGAUUACAAGUAUUCUGAUCUCUCCAGUGCUUAUGGGGAACUGGUUUGUGUUGCUGUUCUGCAAGAUGACAAACUGUAUCAGCUCAAGGGUCUUGAAGGUGUGAUCCCACAUAAGGACCACUUUGGUUGUCAGGAAUAAUGGGACUACUUAGAAUAGAAGUCUUUGUGAGCUACUUGUAACAAACUGGAACAAUAAUUGUUAUAGCUCUGUGCUUCCAAAUGGAGCUACCCUCUGCACUCUUCCUUGUUUUCCUUCUGGUGCUGAAGCUUCAAGUGUUCCUUCAUCUUCAAUGUUUGCAAAGUGAAACAUUGGCCUUGUAUAACUAAGAAAAUAUCCGUAGACUCAUCCAGGCUGGAAAAACAAAGCAAAACAUCCAAACAGAAAGGGCUUGCCAUUUAUUUUGUUUUUAAAUUGUUGAAAACUAGGAGAGGAAUACUCAGCCACAGUUGGAUUUGGGGAAAUGUGUAGGUAUAUCUUUCAAAAAAUAUAUUUACAUACUGUAUGCUCUUGCAAGACCAGCGAUAAAAUAUUGCCACUCUGUAGUUUGCUUUGUGGACAGAAAACAAUCCAGCCUGACUGGUACAGGGUCACCAGCAUUAUGUUAUAAAUUAAUGUCCUAAAUCAUUGCUUAUGUUUGGAUCUGAAUAAUUUUAGUGGAAGUCAGUGACAGUUUAGAACAUUAACAUAGGCUUAGAUUUGCGGUUUUGAGACAGUUUCUAUAUUUAUACUUGUUUUCGCUGUCCCUUUGGACAAAGGGUAAGCAUUAUCCCCAUGGUAAGAAUGGUAUGUGCCAUGGAACUGUUUGUCGCUGUUUUUUCCAGAGUUUUAAUUUAAUAUUAGCUAUGAAUUUACUAAUAUUUGGCCAUUGCAUAACUGUAACUGACAUAAUACAUAUGGAAAUUUUACUUGAGUCAUGAUUGUUGGAGUGUUUUUAUUUUCAGAUCAGACUGAACUAAAGCUAACAAACUGGCACAGAGAUAGAGGGUAACCUCAGUGUUCUUGAGGAGGCUUGGGAGCCUUGCCCUAGAAGAGUGAAAAGCAAAACUAUUUGGUGCUGCAGUGUGGGUAUUUCAAACACUAGUAGAUGGUAGUUGUGAAAGGUCUAAGGAACAAUUGUCUGCUGAAGAGAUCAUUGAGCAGUUGAUCACGGUAGGCCUGCAUUUGCCUCACUUACUGGGGUAGAAAUGGCAUUGGUACAGGUCUAAAACACUCGUAUGUUAUGGUGAUUUUUGGGUUCUAAAUCUGUUCCUCAUUCUAGUGCACAGUCCAAUAAUUGUGACAGGACUAACUCAGACUGAAAUGAAAACAGUUAGGAGGACACCAUGGAAGAACUUUACAUUUGUUUUUCAUGAAGUAUGUACAUAAUAUUCAUUGUCAAAGCCAAAACGAGGAAGCAACUGGCUGCUCACUGAUGUGGAAGAAAAGUGGUAUGUUUCCCCUCUUUAUUAGGAAGCUCAGUUAUUUUGCUGUUUUCCUGUUAUCCUCAAAAGGCUGAAUGAAAUUGUUUAGAGGGACUUAACUGUAGUGACGCAAUCUAAAUUACUUUCCAGUUCCCUGGCCAAUACUUAAAGCCCUCGUGGGCACUGGUUGAGAUUUGAAUGGAGUCAGAACACACCAGCAUGGUUGUGAACAGCAGUACCAACAGGUUGUUAUGUUUUGAAUUUUUUACGCUUUUUGUGUGAUAAGCACUUCUAGGAUAACAAUAAAAAAACAUUUAUUUUCUACCAAGUUUGUAAACAUGAAUGUUGCCAAUGCUUCUGCAAAAUGUCAGGUUUUGCAGAAUGAAGAGUAUAUCAGACAAAGUUCGUUCGGUCUUUUUAACAAUGCUGAAGACUGACUGUUUCUGAGUGUUUCCAUUAAAACCCUGUCUUUCAUAGCCCACGUCCUUCUCCAGCUUAAUUCUGCAGUGAGGUCAGAGGCCAGUGCUUAUAACAUUAGCACGUUACUCUGACUUCAUUUCAAGAAAAUGCGGGCUUCUAGAAAGUCAGUUCAUUGUCUGGCUGCUGGUUCCAGCUAUUCAAGAAGGAAUAUGAAAUAAGAGCUUUGGAAGUUAGAGGUACUUAAGCCAUUUCUCAUUCAUUUUUGCUAGCAAUGGUGAUGCUGUUAUGAUAUUCCAUCUUUUUAUGUUUGGAAGAAUAUCCAUUUUCUUUUCUGUCCCAAAUCUUAUGAAGAACAUGUACAGGACAAAUAUGUCCUGGUAAAUAAAAGAGGCUUUCUGAUGCAAAAAUCCCUCUUUAAAAAACUUAUAGGUUCACAGGGAAGGACAGUAAAAUAUAAGUCAGAAAGCUGUGUUUAGGUCUGUUCUAAAACUGACUGGAGACCUGAUCCACUGUUCACAGAAAAUGGUACGGCAUAGUCCGUAUCUUCAUAUAGUGAGAAAAAUAAGACAUAAGGCACCAGUUCCAAGGAUGGUCUUAACAAGGGAGGAGACCCACACUUAACUUUCUGAAGCUACAGGAAAAGCUAGGGUUUUCAUGUGCUACAAAAGGCCUCUGGAAUGCAUGUGCCAAACUGUGCAUUUCCACUUGGGAAUUCAGGGGAAAAAACCUGUAAGCUUCUGCAUCCCCAUGUGCUUGAGCCCUUUUGCCAAUCUUUUUUAUUGCCCUAUUGAAGGAGGGGAGAGGAAACUCAAACCUUUUUUUUCUGAAACUUAAAGUAUCCGUAAUUUAAGUAUCUGUUAAUGAAUAUACCAGUUUCUGAAAACACUGAUCAGAUGAGAAGUUGGUACAGGCAUGGAAAGCUGUUAGAAACAGUUACAUCCAUUUCCAUGACUAAACCAUCUGGUUCAUGGAAUCCUCAGGCUCUUCUCUUUCUUCACAAUUUUCCUUGGCAUUUGUGUUUAGUCUGUGUUUAGUUUGGCAUAUAGAAGGACUUGGCGAGAUGAGAGCUACGUAAUUUAACUUGGUUGGUUUGCUUUUCCUUUCUGUGGCCAAAAUGCCGACCUGUAGCCUGCUUCUUGAUUAUCUUGGGAGCUAAGUGAAGUUUUGCAAUUAUUUUUCAUACACUCAAUUUGAAAGGCGGAGCACAUUUCAGUACUAUAAAAUACUCUCUACCAGGAUGUAACACAUGGUCAUGUCAGUAACUGUAGGCAUGUGACUCUGGAAAGAAAACCUUGCUUUUGCAUAGGUGCUGGACUCAUAAUGUUAAAUACGCACGCUUUGGAACAGUAAGUGAAAUUUCACUGACCCUUUGCAAUGUACUGUAUAUGCAGUAGUUUGAAACAGGCUUCAUAUUUAGUGGGUUGGAGAGCAGCAGCAUCACACAAGGUCUAUACGUCACCUCUGCGCCCAAAGGAGUGGUUGGCGAGAUGUUGGCUACCCCAAUACCACGCACCUUUAUGCACAGACAUAAAUAAGUGAAUAGAUUGAUCAGCCAAAAGUGCAUGUUCCUACCAAGUGCUGAAGCCAGUGCCUUUAAAUUAGACCACUGACAGCACGGAUAUAGCGUUCUCUUAGAAAGAAGCUGUUUGCAGGGAGUGUAGCUUCCCAAGAACCAAAACAGCUGUUGGGUGUUAACUCACUGCUUGAAAAUACAUUAGAAAACAUAAUGAAGCUAGUAUGUAUUCAAGGCCAAGUGAAGUCGCCAGUUGUGUGAUGUGGAUGGCAGCAGGCGGUUGAGCUAAUUUUUUAACUUUUACCUUUGCUACAUUCUCCCCUCUUCCAGCUUUAAUAAUUCUUCAGCUCAAGGAAGAAAUGGGCUUUCCCCAUUCCAUGCCUUAUCUAGCAGUUCUUUGUUAACAGGUGCCAGUCCUUGAAAAAAAACAUAUAUUGGCCAAGAGCUUUGAAGGGGCAGGAUGAAGAUCAUUUGUGAGUUUGAUGUGGGAACACAUUGUGGGUCAUAUUUUUGCAGCAGCAAAUAAAAAAUGGAUUUAAAAAAAAAACCACAACACCUAUUUGGUGUUUUCUGAAUAUGGACAUAAAGCUGAAAAUUCAUUAAAAAAAGGAUGGCAUCUGAUUGUCAGAAGGCAAAGAACAACAACCAGGUCUCCAAAACCACCUGUGACAGUGCAUUAUAAAGGAAAAGGUAAAAUCUUGGUGACCCUCCCUGCCCCCACUCCAGCUGACUCCAUAACACAACCCCUCUUCUGCGCAGUCGUUUGCUGCUUGCAAUGCUGAUCUGCAUUGGUGAGGAACAUCUCUCAUCAGUGAGACUCCCAAAAGCAGUUCACCAUGGCUGUAGAGUUUCUCUGGGACUGAUUAGAUAUGCCUAGAGAAAAGUAGCAGCUUUAAACUGUUUAAAUGUGAAAUAAAAUUCCAGUACCCUUUUGUGGUGGGCAUCUUUGCCCUCUUCCUGUAACCUUUUAUUUUAAAAUGUGGGGGAAACCCUGGAGCUGUACUGUACUGUCACCAGUCUGCUGCCAUUCAUAUAUUCCAAUAUCUCUAGGUCCUAAAUACUGAGGAAGCGGAAAUUAGGAAUGAAAGGUUUUGGCAAUGCUGAUAAAGAUUCCCUGUAGUUACGCAGUAUUUUGGUGUGAGUGAACUGGAGUGCUAGAAAAGACUGGUGUAUCUCUUAUAGUGAGUGUCCCUUGAAAUGCAGCUUAUGUUAGAAGGAGGGCUGUAAAGAUUUUCUUCUGUAUUUCUGACACUAAUUCAGUGAGGACAGAACAAGCUCAGCUGCGACAGGUCAUGCCAACAGGAUUGGUAGUUCAGAUCCAAAUGUCGGUCUGCGUAUUGUCCCUAGUCACAUCUGUAUGACUUCCAUUGAAAACCACUUAGUCGCCCGUGUGUGCUGGAAGGAGAAUUUAUCCUACAAAUUCUUUAGUACAGUUUGGGAUGCGCUUGGCAAGUUGUGUCUGGCUUUGACUUACUAGUCCCAGCGGGAGUUUACUCACCCUGAGAGGAAGAAACUUGAGAAGUGAAAAUCCUGUGGAGUUGCACUGCCUUUUUAAAGAGACUUUUCUGGAGAAGAGCUGGAGUCCUGUGAAUCCCCCUGAAGACUGAUAGAUGAAAAAGAAGUUAACAUUAGUACCAGAAAAAUACACGAUUUUUUUGCACUUCAUAGUUUGUAGAGCUGGAAUGUUUUGUCUUGAUUUUGUGUUACUUUUUCAUGAUACUCUUUACAUUUAAAGUAUGUGUUGUCCUUUGUAAUGGCCACUCCUGUUUAGUUUUGAGUAGUUUUUCCUCCGUAAGUGGAAGUUUAUGUUUAGGCUGUUACAUCUUGCCUUAAUUGGAAUAAAACGUUGGCACAUUUGAACAAAU